AUUCUGGCAUUACGAUACUGUAUUAAGAAUUGAAUAGUGUACAUUCUCAAAUAGAAGCAGUGAGUGUAGGUUUAUAAUGGAAGGAGGUGGAGUACUUACAGCAGAACGCAGUCCAGCACGUGCAAAUCUGCAUGUGGCUUUCAGUGAAAAAGGAGAGGUAAAGGAGCGCAGGGAGAAAUUUCUGACAGCCAAGUAUGGAUCUCAUCAGAUGUCCCUUAUUCGUAAAAGACUUGCUGUGGAAAUGUGGUUGUUUAAUGAGCUAGAGAAAUUAUAUGAAUCAGUUGAUGAAAGUGGUAAAAAUCCAGAAGUUGAAAUUGAUAUAGAUGAACUUCUUGACAUGGAUAGUGAUGAUCACAGACGAAGAUUUUUGCAAGAAUUACUAGUUGACACAAAGAAACCACCACAUGAUAUAAAUAAAUUCAUUAACGAUUUACUUGAAAAAGCUAAAACACUUUGAAGAACUUUCGUGUUCUUCUUAACACUUAUGUGUUUGCAAGGACUUUUUUGAAGCAUUAACAAAUUUGCUCAGAUUUGGAACGAGUCAAAGACAUAUUCAAGCCUUAACGAGUUGCAUACAACGCGACUCAAAUGCCAAUUUAUCAUUAUACUUGGAUCGAACUUAAUGGGGAAAGAAAAAGAAAAGAUAAAAUCCAUCAAAUGACUCUGCACAUUUUUAUUCUAGCGUAUAUUAUUUCAUAUUGAAAUCGUAAGCAUUAGUAUCUGACUUAUCUCAGUACAACGGCUAACUUUGUUAGUUAUUUAUGUGCGCAUCGCAUAUCAAGUAAUAAACCUCACAGUACACGGAACUGCCUUGCUGUACGAUCCAUCCAGUGUGAUGUAUAGUAGAAAACGUUUGUUCUUCUACACUCUAGUUUUGUAUGCAUUCUAUACUCCAUUGUUCGUAGUUAAUAUUUAUGUUAUUAAGGAUGAUUAACUAACUAAAUACUU
This is a messenger RNA of Eufriesea mexicana, 948 nucleotides long. Its product is annotated as protein phosphatase 1 regulatory subunit 14B. Gene Ontology annotation, cellular component: cytoplasm. The coding region runs from base 77 to 457 and encodes 126 amino acids. Gene Ontology annotation, molecular function: protein serine/threonine phosphatase inhibitor activity. Gene Ontology annotation, biological process: regulation of phosphorylation. The transcript is spliced from 5 exons. The record is from RefSeq and is a predicted model, not a curated record. NCBI's taxonomy places the organism in Eukaryota, Metazoa, Arthropoda, Insecta, Hymenoptera, Apidae.